This is a messenger RNA of Leptinotarsa decemlineata (Colorado potato beetle), 1622 nucleotides long. RefSeq names its product Peroxisomal Membrane Protein 34 (gene PMP34). Gene Ontology annotation, biological process: transport. The record is from RefSeq and is a predicted model, not a curated record. Gene Ontology annotation, cellular component: peroxisomal membrane. NCBI's taxonomy places the organism in Eukaryota, Metazoa, Arthropoda, Insecta, Coleoptera, Chrysomelidae. Gene Ontology annotation, molecular function: NAD transmembrane transporter activity; ATP transmembrane transporter activity; ADP transmembrane transporter activity.
CAAAAAUUUAAAUUAUGAAAUCAAAUAUAGUUCAAUUUUCAUUUUGACCUUUGUUCAUUCACAUAUUUUUGAACGGAAUAAUUACUUUAUGCCUUCAUUCGCAUUAUAUCCACUUCGCUGGUGGUGUGACAAUACAAAUUUUAUAAUUCCGUUGUCAACCUUUGAUGAACUUUCAAUGUUAAUGAACUUAAUUAGGAAAUGCGAAUGGUAAAACAUUCUGUAAUAUAAUAUAAACUGGAUAUUGCAGUGAUUUAAAAGAAUCAAUAGAAAUGGCCCAGCGAAAUAUUUUCAAUUAUGAGAGCUUGGUACAUGCCACUGCAGGAGCAACUGGUAGCAUCUUCGCUAUGACCAGCGUAUACCCUUUGGAUAUGAUCAAGUUUCGAAAACAACUUGAAGAUAAAGAAGUAAUAGGCAAAACAACCUUCGAAGCCAUUAUUCAUUUGCUCAAAAAUGAAGGAAUUGCCUCACUGUACCGUGGAAUCAGACCUGUAGUGAUAACAUUAGGAGUAUCUACCUUUGUGUAUUUUUAUACAUUCCAUGGAAUAAAAUCGGUUAUACCCAAAGAACUCCAAAACUCUAAAACUGAUCUAGCUUUGAGUAUAUUUUCAGGUGUAGUAAAUGUUCUAACAACUAAUCCUCUUUGGGUGGUAAAUAAUCGUCUCAAAACCAAAGAAGAAGUACAUUAUACUGGUCUUCUAGAUGGAUUAUUCCACAUAGGGAGUACAGAGGGAAUAGGAACCCUUUGGAAUGGAGUAGGUCCUUCUCUGAUACUGGUCACCAAUCCAGCAAUCCAUUUCACCAUCUAUGAAGCAUUGAAGAGAAAAGUGAACGUUAAGACUGCCACUGCAUUUUUCAUACUAGGGGCUAUAUCAAAAUCUAUAGCUACCGUCCUCACGUAUCCUCUACAGUUAGCUCAAACUCGGCUGAGGCUAGCAAAAGAUCGUAGGAUGGGUACCGCUGCUCUGUUAUUUAUGAUAUUAAAGAAAAAUGGACCAAAAGCCUUGUUCCAGGGUUUGGAAUCAAAAAUGUUACAAACUGUUUUCGCCACUGCAUUGAUGUUUGUUACUUAUGAGAAACUUGCUCAAUUAGUAUUUAAAUUAUUACUUGGAAGUGCCAAAAGGAAAAGAAUCUAAUUUUUUUCAAGAAUACAAAACAUGUGUAUUGUUUUUAUUAGUUUUCUUUUACAUUGAAACUACUGGCAUAAUUGGUUUAUGUUCAGUGAGGAAAUUUGAACUUAUUGUCUAUUAUGCAAAGGAUACACUAAUGCUCUCAUCUAGUCUACCGCAAAUAAUAUUGAUUCUAGUUCAUUCAAUUCCAUUAUAAGGAAUCACAUCAAUUUGAGUCACUGGGUUGUUUUUUCCUAGUGUGUUUCACAAUGGACAUUUUCAUUGAGAUUGGGCUAAACUUUAAACCUCAUUUAGUUUUUUCCUGAAACGAUUUUAGUGUUCAUCGGAAUUAAAUUUGGCAACUUUAUUAGAUUUAUUCGCUAGCUUGAACUCGUUGAAAAAUUUGUUUAUGGAUUCAUCGGUUCAACUUAAUUCUCAAUUCUUUCAGUUCUCCACUUGAGUUCAAAAGACUAUUUGUUUUGAGAUUUUCAACACAGAUUAUAUUUUGUGAAUGGC